Messenger RNA from Penicilliopsis zonata CBS 506.65, 1224 nucleotides. RefSeq lists its product as hypothetical. The coding region runs from base 1 to 1224 and encodes 407 amino acids. The transcript is spliced from 2 exons. Gene Ontology annotation, molecular function: pseudouridine synthase activity; RNA binding. The record is from RefSeq and is a predicted model, not a curated record. Gene Ontology annotation, cellular component: mitochondrion. Lineage: Eukaryota; Fungi; Ascomycota; Eurotiomycetes; Eurotiales; Aspergillaceae. Gene Ontology annotation, biological process: tRNA modification; mRNA pseudouridine synthesis.
AUGUCGGGAGAAAAGAUUUACGAGGGCGUUUUUGCCGUCCACAAGCCUACUGGUAUCUCCUCGGCCGACGUGCUUCGCGAUCUACAGAAACACUUCAAUCCCUCGGCGCUCUUCAAGCCAUGGAUGGACUCGGAACGCGAGCGACGCAACCGAGAGAGCAACUUUCAGCGCAGACGUCGGCGCUCGCAACGGUUGGACGUCAAGAUCGGACAUGGAGGGACACUCGACCCCAUGGCUACAGGCGUGCUGGUAGCUGGUGUCGGAAAGGGAACCAAAUACCUGCAGAAUUUCCUCGGAUGUACGAAAACCUACGAGACGGUGAUCCUCUUCGGAGCCGAGACAGACACCUACGACCGGAUGGGGAAGAUCGUUCGACGGGGCCCCUACGAGCACGUCACGCGAGAAGCUGUCGAGAAGGCGCUGGAACAGUUCCGCGGCAAGAUCAUGCAGCACCCUCCGAUAUUUUCUGCUCUGAAAGUCCAGGGAAAGAAGCUCUACGAGUAUGCGCGAGAAGGCAAGGAGCCACCCAUUGAGAUCAAGGCGCGACCGGUCGAAGUCACGAACCUGGAGAUCGUUGAGUGGUACGAGCCCGGCACACACGAGUACAAGUGGCCAGAGGAGGAGAUGGUCGGAGAGGAAAGAGCUGUUGCUGAGAGGCUCCUGGCCAAGGACGAUGCCCUGCCCGCUGUUCCGUCUGUCGACGACGUCGAUCUCGAAAAGGGCGAGCAAGGCGCACCUUUGAAAAGGAAGCCCUCUGCCGCAGGUGAAGAAGUCGCUCCGACGACAGAGUCAGCUUCCGAUCCUUCUACCACUGCCGACCCGGCUCCGUCUGCGAAAAAACAAAAGGUGUCAGCCGAGGAGGAGUCUGUCGAGGUGGAAAAGCAGUCCGUACAGAUGGACGAAACCAAAUCGGCCGAACCCGGCGCCGACUCGACUACGGCCAACAGACCCCCUCCCCCCGCAGUCAAGUUGACUAUGACGGUCUCGUCGGGAUUCUACGUCCGUUCUCUCGCGCACGAUCUAGGCAAGGCCCUAGGCACCUGCGGCAUCAUGAGCUCGCUGAUCCGUUCCCGGCAAGCGACCUUUGAGCUCCACCCCGAUAAAGUCCUCGAAUAUGCGGACCUUGAGGCUGGCGAGGACGUCUGGGGUCCCAAGGUUAAGGGAUUCCUUGACGAGUGGGAGAAGAAGAGAGCUGCGGAGGAGGAUGCCAACGAUCAGGCAUAG